This is a messenger RNA of Urocitellus parryii (Arctic ground squirrel), 1379 nucleotides long. RefSeq names its product Wnt family member 7A (gene Wnt7a). Gene Ontology annotation, biological process: positive regulation of JNK cascade; neuron differentiation; multicellular organism development. The record is from RefSeq and is a predicted model, not a curated record. Lineage: Eukaryota; Metazoa; Chordata; Mammalia; Rodentia; Sciuridae. Gene Ontology annotation, cellular component: extracellular region. Gene Ontology annotation, molecular function: cytokine activity; frizzled binding.
CCGGGCGGGCGACAGCAGCGUCCCCCCCCCGCACCCCCCGCGCGGGCUGCACUUGCACCGCUCGCUCGCGCGCAGCCCGGCGCAGCCCCGCGCGGCGCUCGCUCCUCCUCCCUCCUGCGCCGCGCGGCUCCCGCGCUCCCGGCGACUCUCGGCCCCGAGCGCGCGGACGGGAGCCCAGACCGACGGCCCCGGGGACGCCUCGGCCCGCGCCUCCCGGGCGGGCGGGCUAUGCUGAUUGCCCCGCCGGGGCCGGCCCGCGGGGAUCUGCACUGCCCGGCCCGCGGCCCCGGCCACCAGCGGGGACUAUGAACCGGAAAGCGCGGCGCUGCCUGGGCCACCUCUUUCUCAGCCUGGGCAUGGUCUACCUCCGGAUCGGUGGCUUCUCCUCCGUGGUCGCUCUGGGCGCCAGCAUCAUCUGUAACAAGAUCCCAGGCCUGGCCCCCAGACAGCGGGCGAUCUGCCAGAGCCGGCCCGACGCCAUCAUCGUCAUCGGAGAAGGCUCCCAAAUGGGCCUAGACGAGUGUCAGUUUCAGUUCCGCAAUGGCCGCUGGAACUGCUCAGCCCUGGGGGAGCGCACCGUCUUUGGGAAAGAGCUCAAAGUGGGGAGCCGGGAGGCGGCCUUCACCUACGCCAUCAUCGCGGCGGGUGUGGCCCAUGCCAUCACCGCGGCCUGCACCCAGGGCAACCUGAGCGACUGCGGCUGUGACAAGGAGAAGCAAGGCCAGUACCACCGCGAGGAGGGCUGGAAGUGGGGAGGCUGUUCGGCCGACAUCCGCUACGGCAUCGGCUUCGCCAAGGUCUUCGUGGACGCCCGGGAGAUCAAGCAGAACGCCCGCACGCUCAUGAACCUGCACAACAACGAGGCCGGCAGGAAGAUCCUGGAGGAGAACAUGCGUCUGGAGUGCAAGUGCCACGGGGUGUCCGGCUCGUGCACCACCAAGACCUGCUGGACCACGCUGCCCAAGUUCCGCGAGGUGGGGCACCUGCUCAAGGAGAAGUACAACGCGGCCGUGCAGGUGGAGGUGGUGCGGGCCAGCCGCCUGCGGCAGCCCACCUUCCUGCGCAUCAAACAGCUCCGGAGCUACCAGAAGCCCAUGGAGACAGACCUGGUGUACAUCGAGAAGUCGCCCAACUACUGCGAGGAGGACCCGGUGACGGGCAGCGUGGGCACGCAGGGCCGCGCCUGCAACAAGACGGCGCCGCAGGCCAGCGGCUGCGACCUCAUGUGCUGCGGCCGCGGCUACAACACGCACCAGUACGCGCGCGUGUGGCAGUGCAACUGCAAGUUCCACUGGUGCUGCUUCGUGCGCUGCAACACCUGCAGCGAGCGCACCGAGAUGUACACCUGCAAGUGACCGGCUGCCAGCCAGAUCUCCGGG